Molecule: messenger RNA, 547 nt
Organism: Oldenlandia corymbosa var. corymbosa
Lineage: Eukaryota; Viridiplantae; Streptophyta; Magnoliopsida; Gentianales; Rubiaceae
Source: the annotation of a GenBank genome assembly
AAUCCAUUCCAUCUCCGGCAAAAAUCCCAAGCGACGGCAACGGAGACCGCGACGGCGACGGCGAAUGCGAAGGAGGAGAAAACUCCUUGUUCCUGGUGACGAGGCAGGAUGCAUGUGGGAUGUGGAGCAGGGAAGUUAAUAACGGGUGGAGAGUUGAUUCUCAAGAGAUUUUGCAAAACAUUAGUGGAAAAAUUGGAGUAGCAUCGGAGGAAAUGGUAUGGGGCCAUCUCCAUGUGUUUGGUCGAGUCAGCAAAGAAAUCCUCAGUUUAGAGAUUUCGGUGUUAAGGGAAGAACGUAUGUCGGAGCUGGAUACGGGUAUGGGUUUGGAUACGGAUCUUCCGAUGGGUUCGGCGGUGUUAGUGGUGGUUUGAAAAGGGAACUUUCUGGGACCGGCGUCUUUUUACCUCGAAGAUACGAGAAUAAUAACUAUAAUAGCAAGGCAUCAGAAUAUCGGAAGAAGUCAGAUAAGUGGAUGGAGAGAUUUGGUUGUCUUGUAAUUGGUCCUGGCCUUGGAAGGGACCCAUUCCUGCUUGUGAGUGACUUUUAA